Molecule: messenger RNA, 943 nt
Organism: Parathielavia appendiculata
Lineage: Eukaryota; Fungi; Ascomycota; Sordariomycetes; Sordariales; Chaetomiaceae
Exons: 1
Source: RefSeq, a predicted model, not a curated record
GCAAGACUGCAGGCCGAGUUUGCUGUGGCAGGUUGGUUUACCGUCUUCCUUGGACAUCGCCGGCAUCCCCGAAUGUGUGAUAUCCCAUAAUCACGCAAGCUACCCCCCACCAUUAGGUCUUGGCCGGUUGUAGAUGCGGGACUACACAGCACUAUAUGCCAGCUAUAAAAAGGGAUUUGAAUCUUUCACAAUCCCGAAAGUUUAGUAGGCGAAUAGUUAAGCCCCAUGGCUGGCUGCCCACCGCUUUUUGUAUCAAAUUCAACGCCAUGCCAACUAGCACCGAGACUGUGGUCAAGCCGUACGGCACAUCGCCCAGCUGGAGGACCGCCGCCCUGCUGAUCAACCCCAUGGAGCGAGAACUCACCCUCCGCGCCAUCCGCAAAGCGCUUGCCGCAACAACAGCAACCUCAGGCCCAUCAGCCAAAACAACAACCAAAGCUUAUCGCAGAAAUUCGCGGCGGGCCGGGCAAGCUAAGGUAGCCUUCCUGCUCGACGACCAAGGCUACCAGGUCAACUUGAUUGACCAGGUUGAGUAGCCCAGGCGCAAGCAUCACACUCUGAAACUGUAAGCAACAACAACACCAACGCCACUACUAAAAAGAAUAACAACAACAAAGAUGAUGGUACUAGAGUAGGAUUGCUCCAUGGCAUCAGCGACGGCCGUGUCCCACGCCCCGCGUCUGUCUAUGAAGCCUGGCGGCAGUGAUGUUGAUGGCGGUGUGGUAUUCGGCGGUGUUUAGUGAGCGGCGUGGCGCACCUGAGGGAUGUGUAGCGUGGUGCAGGAUCGCGCGUGGAUCGUGAAAGGGGAAGGGGGUUCUAGAAUAGAUAUGCCAGUAUACCAAAUCACCUUUCCUCACUUGCCUAUCUCUAUGUCAGUAGGCAAUCAGCGGAAGGGCUCCUUGGGUAACUGAGUGCUGAUAAAUGGAAUGGAAUGAGUUCCGCA